CUAUCAGGUUGCAUUAAACUCAAACGUCGCUAUUCAAAGACAUUGGAGUUGGUUCAGGAAUUGAAACAUAAUGGGCUGCAAAGGGACAGUGUGAUGCAUGGGAUACUUUUGGCCGUUUGUGCUUCAAAUAGUCUACAUGAAGAAGCUGAGAGCUACUUUAACUGCAUGAAGGAUGAGGGUCAUUCGCCUAAUCUAUAUCACGAUAGCUCGUUUCUAAAUGCUUACUCUUCAGGUGGAAACUAUGAGAAGGCUGAUGAGUUGGCUCAAGAAAUGAAAUCUUCAGGGUUAGUACCAAAUAAGGUAAUAUUGACUACAUUAUUAAAGGUAUAUGUCAGAGGGGGUUUGUUUGAUAAAUCAAGUGAACUAUUAGCUGAGCUGGACACUUUAGGCUAUGCUGAAGAUGAGAUGCCAUAUUGUUUAUUGAUGGAUGGUCUUGCUAAGGCUGGACGUUUAGAUGAAGCAAAAGCAGUUUUCUCAGAACUGCAGGAAAAAGUGUUAAAUCUGAUGGCUAUGCCCAUAGUAUCAUGGUUUCAGCAUUCUGCCGCAGUGAGCUUUUUGAAGAGGCGAAGCAGUUGGCCAAGGAUUUUGAAGCAAAGUUCAACAAAUAUGACUUGGUCUUGUUAAAUACAAUGCUCUGUGCCUAUUGCAGAGCAGGUGAAAUGGAGAGUGUUCUGCAUGUAAUGAAGAAAAUGGAUGAAUUAGCCAUCAG
Messenger RNA from Pistacia vera, 709 nucleotides. Its product is annotated as pentatricopeptide repeat-containing protein At1g10910, chloroplastic-like. The annotation marks the transcript as partial. The record is from RefSeq and is a predicted model, not a curated record. NCBI's taxonomy places the organism in Eukaryota, Viridiplantae, Streptophyta, Magnoliopsida, Sapindales, Anacardiaceae. Gene Ontology annotation, molecular function: protein binding. The transcript is spliced from 4 exons.